UCUUCCAAGCGUUAAGUAAAAACGAAAGAAUAGAAGAAGAAGAGAAGAGAAGAAGAAAGGAGAACGGGAAGGUGGCACCGGCAGAGAUAUCAAGGAAUCAAGAAAACAUUUUCGAUAAAAGGGUAAACAGCGGAUAAGUCGAACAAAAAAGAUGAAGGAGAGCAGCUUAUGGACACUGGUUUGGACAGUGAGUCUAGUAACGAGCCUGACCGUGGCGCAAUCAUCGGUGAACUGCCCCUCGCACAGUGAGAUCUCGCCCUGUUCCUGCACUGUGAAGAAAUCCGGCCUGGACAUUGUAUGCGAGUACACGAACCUCUCUCACAUCGACGAUGUGAUGCGCUCGCUCAAAGGGAGAACGAACACGGUGAUCUUUUAUCUGAGGCUCAGGCAUAACAGUCUGCCGAAGCUGCAGCCGUACGUGUUCCUCGGCCUCGACAUCCGUCAUCUGACCAUUCACAACAGCAGUCUGGCGAAACUCGAGGAAUCGUCUCUAAGUUCUAUCGGGACCGGCCUGACGCAGCUAGACCUCUCGCAAAACUCUUUGCUCUCGGUGCCAUCUAGUGCUUUGAAAGAUCUUCAACAUCUCCUUAUUUUGAAUCUGAACCGCAACAAGAUCAAAGCCAUUCAUAAGAAAGCUUUCGAAGGGCUCGACACUCUCGAGAUUCUUUCACUCUACGAAAACGAGAUUUCCAUCAUAGAAGAGGACGCCUUCAAAGGCUUGCAUAACAGAAAGCUGAGAAGAUUGAAUCUGGGAGGGAACCACUUGACCAAAGUGCCAACGCAAGCGCUACGCGCUCUGGACAUGCUGAAGAAGUUGGAGAUGCAGGAGAAUAGGAUCUCCGCCAUUCAGGAAGGUGAUUUUGAAGGUCUGAAAAGCCUGGAUUCGUUAGGAUUGGCGCACAAUCAGCUUCGCGAAGUGCCCGCCCGUGUGUUCGCCCACUUGACACAAUUAAACUCUUUGGAGCUGGACGGAAAUCAAAUUACCCACGUGGAUCCGGAUGCGUUCAUCGGUCUCGAGGAGAACUUGCAAUACCUGCGACUGGGCGAUAAUAAUUUACACGCGGUGCCAAGCGACGCAUUACGCCGUCUACAUCGAUUACGUCACCUCGAUUUAAAGGCCAAUAACAUAACCUCGCUGCUGGAGGAUGCUUUCACCGGAUACGGGGACUCCAUUACGUUUCUCAAUCUCCAGAAAAAUUUAAUCAAGGUAUUGCCGCCGUUGGUCUUCGAAAAUUUGAACUCGUUGGAAACGCUGAAUCUACAAAAUAACAAGCUGACACGUAUAAAGGAGGAGGUGACUGAAAAUAUCGUGGAUACCCUACGACACAUCGAUAUCACGGACAAUCCUUUGAUAUGCGACUGUGAGCUACGAUGGUACUCCAUUUGGUUGGAAAAUUUACGUGACAAGGAUGAGGAAAGGAUGUCGAGGAAGCGCACCAUGUGCAUCAUGGUCGGCGAACACCGAGAGUACUCUGUUCAAAAUAUACCACUGGAGAGAAUGGGUUGCGUCGGGAAAAACGCUGGAAGAACCUCGUCGACUGGCAGCUGCCGCGUUUACGUCGAUACGAUGCUGCAAUUAGUAACGACCGCCAUCACGAUGCUCUAACUGCGAUGCUCGAUCAUGCGACGCUCGGACACUUCAGUUACCAAUGAUGCGGAUUCAUCCCUUUGAUUCGCGAACACAAACACUUGCUAUCGGCAACGUUCACUUCGUUUAUUUCAUUUUCGUUGCCUAAUGAAUUUAUAUUGUUCUUUCGUCAUCGAGCAAUCAUGCCACGGUCGCGGAGACGUGACAUGAUUGGAUCGUUUAUACUUUUAUUUUUUAAAACGAGAUUUCCUUUCGACGAAUUGUAACUCCACCGUUGCGCAGUUCGAAUAGUUCAAUAAGCACAUUGACAAGCAAAAGCAUCAAGAUCGAUCGUUGAAAAUUUUUUUACGUAUUUUUGAAUAAUUUCUAGAAAACUUUCAUAUAUGAUAUCUGAAUUGAAAGAAAAUUGAAAAUCUUUCUCGACGUUCUUUUGUCUUAUUGACUUUUUCUCUUUGUUCAAGAACAAUGAGCUGAGCAAUGAACGAUCGACGAAUAUUUCGACAACAAAAAAACGAUGAACAAUCGACGAAUAUUUCGACAUAUUGUUCACAAUGUCAUUCGAUCGAAGAUGGAACAAGGUGAAGAACGAGACACGAUUGAGCAUACGGCGUCCACGAACAUCUCGAUCGUCUGACCGAUUGAAAUUCGAUCGUAGCGUUCGGUUCGUAAUAAAUCGAAAACCACGUUCGAAGACUAUUCGAAACGAGGAAAGGAAGAAACUCGAUCGCGGCGUACGAUUAACAGGGUGAAAAAUGGCCCCUCGGUAUCAUAAUAAUUGUAUGAGCCUUUUUCAUCGAACGUUACAUAUCAAGAUCGUUGCCAAGUAUUUUAUGGAUGUCUGUUAAGGCUCGCGUGAACGCGAGAUGCGUAGUAUAAACUUAAUAGAGAAUUCGAAUGUCUGUAGUUUAGCCGUCAUUCUAAUGAUCCGCGGACAUUCAUCUUAUACAUAUCAACGCCCGAUUCCUGAAAUCGUUGGGACGAAAUCAUCGGCAUUUCUUAAUGUUCGCACUUCGUACGUCACAAUCUCACAUAGAGGUAUAGUAAUAUAGAAGUUACCAUAGAAGUAUAGUAAUCUCCAGUUAACAGUUCGUUGAUGAAAAUUAGGAUAAUAUGGGUCAGGUUGCUUGAUUAAUUCAUAUUUACUACGCAUAUGAAAUACUAUAUAAAUAAAGUGUUUUACGAUUGAUUCGAUUGUUCGAUUAUACGAAAUUCACUGAUUUAAUACGAUAAUGUUGGUUCUAUGUAUUUACAUUUAUUUCAAAUAUAUCACGAACGUAUUGCUCGAUCAGCAAUACAUUCGGACCGAAAUUGGGUAAUCGAUCUUCGGGCGGACUCUUUAAGUUGUAAUCCUUGCCGGUGAGAUCUUGAGAUCAUUCAGAUGUUUUAAAUCCAUUCACAAAGGACCGACCAGUCGAAAUGAAAUAACGACUGCUGAUGAAACGUAAUAUACUCAACAGGAAACCGACACUUGUCAAUUCCGGUAGAGCACGAACACGAUCAUUCAAAUGGGUUGUCGCUUCUGUUUUGUGGGCUCUAGACGUCGACACUUACACGCCGCGUGAUAAAAUUACACCGUCUUUCAGCAACGCCGCGAGAUGAGACGGUAAAACGAUCAUGUACGUCGCAGUUACGCUUUUGCCGCACCAUCCUUAAUUUUAACUAGACGCUUUAAAUUCCCCUCCUUGUUAUAGCACGGAUGAUUGUGACGUGCGAACAAUACCACGUUAUGCUUGCAUUUCGAGUUGCGAAACGUGUUCGAAGUUCGUUCGGGAUGCACGGGCGAAUAAAUUUUUUUUUUUUUUUUUUUUUUUUGGGCGCGGGUGAGAAAAUUCGAUUGUUACCGGAAACGAAGAAAGUAUAGAGACAAAUCCUCAUGCAUGUAAUAUUAUAUAUUGUCGAGUGUAUAACAUUAAACGAUAUAGAGAUAUAAUGUAUAUUAUAAGACUCAGUUGAUUGAAGUAUUUGUUGGUAGUAAGCCAUCAUCGAACACCUUUCGUACACUGUAUAUCGCGCGAGAUAUAUUAUUAUCAAUUAUCGAAAAUGCGUUCAGAGAACGUAGCAUCGUAAAUACGUUACACAUGGAAAGUACAUUGUGUUUUAUUAUUCGAUACAUAGAGUAAUAAAAGAGUAAUAAGAUCAAGGCAUUAAUAUUACGAGUAAUAUUGCAUAUUGAAACUAAGUUAAUAAUAUAAUGUUACGUCGUGACACGAACCGUCAUGGAACCUAGUAGAAAUCGAAGGAGAAUUAUGAAAAAUUUCUUUAAUUUAAUUCAAAUCAGAAUUUAUAAUUAUCUAUAAUUAUCAACUAUUCCGUGUAAAAUAAAUAUUAUAAUUUAACAGGUCGGUUUAAUCAAUUUCUUUUCUAAGACAUUUCGUGCUAUAUACUAAAAAUAACGAUAGGAUAAUAAUAUAUUGAAAAAAGAUUUCCUCCUUCGAUUAAGGGGAAAGGUUCGUGCCAACAUCACACAACACACACAUAUCAUUUAUACGCCCAAAAUUUUACCUGUAAAAUAAUAAUUAAUUAAGGCUUCGCUGAUAUACUCUCAAUAUAAGAUCAUACAUAUCGUGAACGUGAGAUUUAAGAGAAUUUAUUUGUUAAUAUAUAUAUAAUAUAUGUACGUUACAUAUAUAUACACAUUAUUACGAUCAUCAAAGAUAUAUUAUAUACCUAUAUAUUAUAUAUAUAUACAUAUACGCAUUGGAUGUUUUUUCUAAGAAGUUUCAUCGAUAUAAAAAUAUGAAAUUGUUGUUUACGUGCUGUUAUUACAGGCGAAUAGCUUUAAUAUAAAUUGUUUAAGAUAAAUAUUUAUUUGACAUAUAUUUCUGUUUUAAAGAAUUUUUUUUUUCUUUUGUUUUUGAGGUUUAAAUGAGAGAAAUAUUAAGUUAAAUUUAAACGAUACGCCGAGUGGAAUUCUCUGCAGGCCCUACACAUAGCUUAGGAUCCGCAGGAGGCAUAUCGCAAAUAUAUAUUUUAUCUGUACACUACUUUAAUACUAAUUAUUUUUCAAGACUUACUAAGUAUUCUUGAAAAAAAAAAAAUGUUCGCUUGAACGACAGGGCGUGAAUAAUUAUAAGUUGACGAAAAGUAUCAGUAGAUGCAGAAACAAAAAGAAUAGUAACGUUAGUAUAGAUGCACUUAUCCAGUGAGGCAGGAGUUUAGAUCCCAAGAUUAAAGACUGAAUCGACGGGAAAAAAAGUAGAAAAACAUACAAAUAUAUCCGUAAAAAUAUAGAAAUAUAGAACUAUAUUAAUCCUAGCGAUAUAUUGAUCAAGCGAUAUUAGUCUCUCGAGCAUUUCAUUUUAUCUAUUAAUAGCAACAUACGGUAUUCGCGCCUUUGUCAAAAAAGAAAAAAAAAAAAAAAAAAGAAAAGAAUCGGUAAGUUAUAGAUUUCCUCCUGAUUAUUGUACUAUCCUCUUCAUUGACAUCUUAUCGGAAAAAAAAAGAACACGGGACUCCUGACUCACGUGGUGAAACAUAUCCUUUUAGAUGAUUGUAGAACGAUGAAACGGGCUAGUCACUUGCGCGUAUUCGCGUCGGAGACACCCAAAGAACCAUGUCGAGACAUAUCUCUGAUGGCCGUAGGUUUUAGUCUCGCCGGCUGCGUUAUUAUUACUAAUUAUUAUAAGCGGUAUUUUUGUACAGUGUCUUACAGUGGUCGGGUCGUUACAGACGCAGCCGACGAGCCAUUCACGGCGUAGCCAUAUUAUAUAUAAUAUAAAUAUAAUAUACAUAUAUUUAUUUCAUUUGUAGCGCGUAACACUCUGAGAACCUUUCUUUAAUGUACACGUAAUACAUAUGCGUGUACACGUAUGUAAGCGUAAAUUAAACAAGCAAAUGAUUUAACAAAAGGACAAAGAAAGUACAGGUAAAAACGAUGUUGAAAAAAGAAAGAAUCUGUUCGCAUAAAUAACAACAACAACAACAACAACAAUAACAACAAUGGAGCUUUUCUCUGCCUUUCUGUCUCUCUUUGUUUUUAUUAAACUUGGGUGGAUGUCUUCACUUGUAUCUAUCUCGGUGCUCUCUUAUACUGUCUGCUUCGUUACCUCAAAGGCUCAUUUUAACUUUCUCACUUUGCAAUUACUGUAUAUGCUGGUAUAGUACACACGUAAACAUCACAUACACACGAAUGACAUGCAAGCGUAGAACACGCGUAUAAUAAACCCUACAAUACAAUAACUACCUACGUAUCUAUAUAUAUGUUAUUUCCUCUUUGAUUAAGGAUAAGUAAUUAAUCUGUAUAAGAGACACACGAAGAUUGUAUGAAAUUGAAAUACGAACGGGAAAGAAGGAUCGGUACACACGUGUGUACUUACACAUGCGUGCUUUUAUCACAAUGGACACAUACACACACACACAUGUACACACAUACACGGAAAAUCCAUGCCUAAAAUGACAUAUCGGUGUUACAACGUAAAUAUAAGUAUGAAUAUAAAUAUAUAGAUAUAAAUAUUAUAAUAUUUAAAUAUUAAAACACAGGUACACACAUGAAAUUCGUCUGUAUAUGUCUAUAAAUAUUGUUACAUAUAUAUAUGGUCAUUAUAAUGAUAAUUACUACGUGAUAUGUAUUACGAAACAUCUUUUUCUCGCAACGGUCCGCGAUACGGGCAUCUACUCAGAUUCUAAUGUCUAUAUGUCAUUGUUUAUUAUGUCGUUAACAAUUAACGUGUAUAUGUGAAACUCAAAACGAAUAAAAAGUACCUAAGCAUA
Messenger RNA from Frieseomelitta varia, 6298 nucleotides. RefSeq names its product slit homolog 2 protein. Lineage: Eukaryota; Metazoa; Arthropoda; Insecta; Hymenoptera; Apidae. Gene Ontology annotation, molecular function: protein binding. Gene Ontology annotation, cellular component: plasma membrane. The transcript has 7 exons. Bases 152 to 1606 code for a protein of 484 amino acids. The record is from RefSeq and is a predicted model, not a curated record.